AUGAAGUCUUUUGCCACAUUCUUGACUCUCAUCACCUCCGCACUCGCGGCAAGCCGAACCAGCGCUCCAUCUGGAUGCCUGGUGGUGAGCAAGUCAGCCUCAUCAGGACAAUACUCGACCAUUCAAGCUGCCGUGAAUGCACUGUCGACUUCUUCAACGUCAGACCAGUGCAUCUUCGUCAAUCCAGGAACCUACAGCGAGCAGGUGCUUGUGUCUAGCCGCUCGGCCAAGCUGACAAUAUAUGGCUACACUAGCGACACCUCCUCAUACUCGGGCAACCAGGUGACUAUCACGUCGUCCAAGAGCCAAGCUGAUGGGCUCUCCAAUGAUGAGACGGCCACGCUGCGUGUCAAGGCGACUAACUUCAAGCUUUACAACAUAAACGUGAACAAUGGCUAUGGCAAGGGAAGCCAGGCUGUUGCCCUCAGCGCCUACGCUGAUAGCGGCUACUAUGCCUGCAAGUUCACCGGCUACCAAGACACGCUUCUGGCGCAGCAAGGCUACCAGCUGUACUCAAAGUGCCUCAUCCAGGGGGUGACAGAUUUCAUCUUUGGGCAGAAUGGUCUAGCAUGGUUCGAAAAGUGCGAUAUCCGAGUUCUUGCGGCUAGUCUGGGCUACAUUACAGCAAAUGGCCGGUCCUCCUCCUCCGGUGUCAGCUACUAUGUCUUCAAUAACUGCGAUAUCGCUGCUGCAUCGGGCAACAGCGUGACGGCAGGUGCGUUCUAUUUAGGCCGACCAUGGGGCGCUUACGCUCGGGUCGUUUUCCAGAAUACCUCAAUGAGUGCCGUUAUCAACAGCGCAGGCUGGCGCAUCUGGAAUACGGGCGAUGAGCGGACUAGCAAUGUCCUGUUUGGAGAGUACAACAACUCGGGGAAGGGUUCGCAGGGCACGAGGGCGAGUUUCGCGACGAAGUUGAGCUCCGCGGUACCAAUCACCACUAUCCUGACGAGCAGCUAUGCGAGCAAGGGAUAUUAUGACGCUUCGUAUAUGUGA
Molecule: messenger RNA, 993 nt
Organism: Phaeoacremonium minimum UCRPA7
Lineage: Eukaryota; Fungi; Ascomycota; Sordariomycetes; Togniniales; Togniniaceae
Product: putative carbohydrate esterase family 8 protein
Exons: 1
Coding region: 1-993 (330 amino acids)
Biological process (GO): cell wall modification
Molecular function (GO): pectinesterase activity
Source: RefSeq, a predicted model, not a curated record